Molecule: messenger RNA, 1640 nt
Organism: Hypomesus transpacificus
Lineage: Eukaryota; Metazoa; Chordata; Actinopteri; Osmeriformes; Osmeridae
Product: solute carrier family 17 member 9-like
Exons: 13
Coding region: 149-1525 (458 amino acids)
Biological process (GO): transmembrane transport
Cellular component (GO): membrane
Molecular function (GO): transmembrane transporter activity
Source: RefSeq, a predicted model, not a curated record
GCACUUGGAUAAAAACAUACAUUACCUGUCUGUCUAGUUUACAGAAAGAUACUUUUGUCGGGGUUCAUCAAGUUAAAGCAUGCAAUGUUCUUGUGUUUUGGUCAUUUACAGAUAGGAGAAGUUGCAUGAUAGUACAACCGUUUGGUCAAUGGCAUUGGACAAUGUACUAGAUCAAUCUCCUGAGUUUAAAAUUCACGGGAAUGACUGCAUCUCCACAGCUAAUGGAUCUAAUGCAUGGAAGGAGACACAACACCAAACGUUAUGGCCCAGGCCAUUGGUAAAAACAUGGACGGUGAUGCUCUUCUUGAGUACAUCUCUCCUGUACUGCUCUAGGAUGACACUGCCUAUCUGUGCUGUUACAAUGGCAACCCAGUUUCAGUGGAGUAAGACAGAUUCAGGGAUGGCGUUGGCUAGUUUCUUCUGGGGUUAUUGCUUCACACAGAUUCUGGGAGGACAUGCCAGUGACAGAAUUGGAGGAGAGAGUGUCCUGCUGCUCUCCACAACUGUCUGGGCUAUCAUCACAGCCGUCACCCCCUUUUUGGCCAAAUUUGACUGGAACCCCCUUGCUUCCAUGAUGAUAGCCAGGUUCCUUAUGGGGUUAUCACAGGGCGUACACUACCCAUCUUUGGCCAGCCUUUGCUCUCAACGCGUAGUUGAAGGGAAGAAAGGCUUUCUGAUGAGUACAAUGGGAAGUGGUUCUUAUCUAGGAACAAUGAUGGUUGGAAGCCUGGGAUCCCUGAUGUUGGAACACUAUGGCUGGGAAAGUGUUUUCUAUGGCACUGGUUUACUAGCUGGACUGUGGUCUUUAGUUGUGUGGAGGUAUUUACUUAAAGGAGAGGUUAUUUCAGUGCUGAGACUGUCGAAUCAUGCUACUUCCAGUUCGAGUUUCUCAAACCUACGGUGGCUAAGACUGCUCAAACAGCCAUCUGUGUGUGCCAUGGUUACCACUCAUAUGUGUUACUGCAGUGCUUCUUACACACUUAUAUCAUGGUUACCAACCUACUUCAAAGAUACGUUUCCUCACGCCAAGGGAUGGGUGUAUAAUGUCAUUCCAUGGUUUGUUGCCAUUCCAUCAGCACAAUUUGGAGGCUGGCUUUCAGAUUGUCUUAUAAUGCAAGGAUAUGGCACAGCAGCUGUUAGGAAAAUGAUGCAGUUCCUUUCCAUGGGUGUGUCCAGUGUGUUCAUCCUGUUCCUCUGCAUACCAGUCAAAUGUCCCUCUGCUGUCACCCUUAUUUCUGUUACUAUGGGCUUGGCAACUUUUAACAGCAGUGGAGUAGUAGUGAAUGUUCAAGACCUUGCCCCAUCAUGUGCUGGAGCUCUAUUUGGAUUUAUGAAUAUGUGUGGGGCAUUCACAGGACUGAUUCUGGUCUAUUUAUCUGGCUACUUGAUUGAGGUCACCACAUCCUGGGUGCCAGUGUUCUCAAUCAUCACACUGGUGAAUGUUGUGGGCAUAGCAGUUUUCCUGAUGUUUGGAGAUGCCCAGCGUGUGGACUUGGAAGAAACUAGAAGGAUCACACAUAUCUGACCUACUAAAAGUGUAUUUACCAACUAUGUAUUGUGAUUGCUAUGUGAUGACUAUGUCAUUUUGGUUUGUGUUUUUUUUACUAGGGUUUAAAUAAACAUGUUCCUAUUCACAAUAA